Sycon ciliatum is the source of this 3874-nucleotide messenger RNA. RefSeq names its product chromodomain-helicase-DNA-binding protein 7-like. The coding region runs from base 616 to 2862 and encodes 748 amino acids. Gene Ontology annotation, molecular function: RNA polymerase II cis-regulatory region sequence-specific DNA binding; DNA-binding transcription factor activity, RNA polymerase II-specific. The transcript has 8 exons. Lineage: Eukaryota; Metazoa; Porifera; Calcarea; Leucosolenida; Sycettidae. The record is from RefSeq and is a predicted model, not a curated record. Gene Ontology annotation, cellular component: chromatin; beta-catenin-TCF complex. Gene Ontology annotation, biological process: regulation of transcription by RNA polymerase II; canonical Wnt signaling pathway.
AGCUGGGAGCGGGAAGUAACACUUAGUUAUGCGGAGGGUAGAUCUACUGACACCAAGACUCGGUGAUCUUGUUAUGCUAGAAGUAGAACUAACACAAUGUCAAAUGAAGUAAAGUAAGGACGUCGAUGAACACACAGUCCGAGUAAAAGUCAGAUGCUGAGCUAGUCAAAACUCCAGUAGAUCUAGCAGCCUGCACUCAGCAAAUAAUUAGAUCGCUAUGUAAACCAUCGUCACCCUGGACAAAUGUGUAGCGAAUAGAGAGUUUUCGUGCCAGGUCACAGCCACAGGUGUGGCGCUACGAUCACGAAAUCAGCUUGUUUGUACGCUACGUAACGCACCAGUGCGUGCUAGAGUCGUAGAGAAGUAGAGUAGAGCUACCGAGCUGUCCUGUAUCGACUAUCGUCUGUGACUGCGUCCAUAGACCAUACUGCGCACACAGCUUUUGUCGUGCCCAGUUCACGAUCACAGGCGCUGUGCUCUGCCGCCAGUAGUGUUUCAUCCAUCCAUGGGACUGUAGAACUUAGAAGUGUAGUCUCUACUCUAGUGUAGGCUGGCUGGGACUAGUCAAAGUGGGAGCAAGGCAAGAAAAAUAAUCGUCAUUUUGGUCUUCUCGCUAUGAGUAUGAGGAUGAUGGAGCGGAAGCCGACUUCAGACGAGAUCCGCCAGUUCUCUCAUGAGGAAAUUGAUGGCCCAGAGGACCAAGAAGGAGAGGACGGAUGCGAUGCGUUUUCAGACGGCAGUGCCGACCAUGAGUUUCGCACGUAUUCAUCAUCGUACAGCAACAAUGCCAUCGCGGGGGCAAGCGGCAAAGGCAAUGGCAACACAGUACUGAACAGUGUCAGCCCAGCAGGGAAGCUGCCCUACAGUGCCGACCAGCAGAGAGGUAACCAUCCGUAUCCUGGCUACAGCAGCAGCGGUGGCGGCGGCAUGCAAACACAUAGCAAUGGGCAAAUACAGGAUAUCGGUGCUUGUCCACGACUGAUUCCGCGUGGAGAUCGAGGGCGGGAUACUGAUAGUGUCAUGCAAGGAGCCGGCGUGCAGCCUGGUUAUGGCGCCGGACCUUCAUCCCACAAGGAUCCCAUCACCAGCGGCCAUGGACACCCGGCACCUAGGAUACACUCGCCCCCUGCACCGCCACCACCAGCUGUGCAGCACCAGCACCCGGGAGUUCCCCCACCAGCGAUCGAAGUGGACACAAAGCAUCGUCCACAGGAAGACUGGAAUCACGGUGGCGGCGGACCAGCCGGCGCAUCUGGCCCCUACGCCGGCCACAACAUGCAGCAUCGGCAUCAGCAGCCAGUGCUGCCACCGUCUUCUGGAGCAGGCCGCCCACAUCGUCCUGGGCACCUGGACCUGCCACACGCGCCACCAGCCCCGCCGUCGCAGCAAUCAUCGUCGACGAUGAGCAGAGGCAUGCAGUACCCGGGAAUGCAUCCGCACGCUCCACCGCAUCCGCACGGACCGCCGCCGCCACCACACCACCGUUACAUGCCCCGGCAUGCGCACCCUGGCUACUCCCAGCAAAUGGUGCCGCCACCGAAUCACAACAUGGCAAUGGCGAUGAGACAGCAUCACAUGAUGUAUCCGCAACGAGCGAAUAUGCCUAUGAUGAUGGGUGGCGAUCGCAUGAUGAUGCACGGGCCCAACGCUAUGCCCGACCCACCAUACCGCAAGCCACAGCACAUCAAAAAGCCGCUGAACGCCUUCAUGUUGUUCAUGAAGGAGCAGCGUCCUAUAGUUGUUGCAAGUUGUUCACUGAAAGAGAGUGCUGCCAUCAACCAGAUCUUGGGCAAGAUGUGGCAUAACCUGUCCCGAACCGAGCAAGGCAAGUACUACGAACUUGCCAGAGAAGAGCGCCAGCAGCAUCAGCGCAUGUACCCCAACUACAAUCCCAGGGAGGCUUACAGCUCGAUGGGCCCGCGCAAGGGACGCCGACCAAGAAGAGGUGACCAUCUUCAGAACGAUGAGGUUACCCAGCUGAAGAAGUGUCGGGCUCGCUAUGGCCUCGACCACACGGAGAAAUGGUGCAAACCAUGCAGACGGAAGAAGAAAUGCACUAAGUUCACCAGCGCAGAUGACAAUGGCAGCGAUGAGGAGGAGAGCGGUGAGAAGCGGGAGCGAGAGUCACGAGAACCCACCGGUGACAAGGAGGUCAGCGAUGACGACGACGACGACUCGGACGAGAAGAGCAUUGCCUCGGCAAACUCCUCGCACGACGAAGACGAUUUCGACGAGGAGGACAUGGUGCCGCACUAUAACGAUGAGGAGCCCACUGGAGUUCACACGCUCAUUUCACCGGCUAUGCAGACAUCCGGUGGAAUUGCUGUCUUGGCGAACCGCAACGCAACGUUUCCUAUGGCUGACUACAACUCGACCGGCGGCAGUCUCUUCGGAGACCCAAGCUUGAAGUUCCCAGCAGCCGGCAUGGCCGGCAUUGCGGCAAGUACUACAUCGUCUGCAUUGUCCAGUGUUCCUCCAGCACUUCUCCUGCAAAGUAACGGCAACCUGCAGAAGGCGACGAUGGGAGCCGCAGGAGCUGAGAUGUGUCCUGCCGCUUCAACACCGGCGGAAGGAGACCGAGAUACCACUGGUGCUGCCCCUCUCGUCGCACCGUCAGGGACAAACGGCAUUAGCCAACACCUCUUGGCUGGCGCGAAUACAUUGAAAACACCUACAGCAAACACAACGUUAACACCCAUGACGACGCCAGAAGGUGUAAAGCCCGAAGAAAGUGCAGAGGGCCUGGGGAAAGAUCUCUCGCAAGGUGCCAUGUCGCACACGACGGCUUCGUGUAGUUCGAUGAUUGACCUCCCGUCAAAAGCCGGUGCUCCCACAGCUGUUUUGAGUAUGCCCGGUAAUUGAUGACUAUACCAACCACUGCUAUCGAUAGCCAUAGCAACCACCAUCAUUGGUGGCCGUGGCAACCAUUGUCAUUGGUGACCAUGGCAACCAUUGCCAUUGAUGACCAUGGAAACCUGCGCCAUGGAUAGCCAUAGCAACCACUGCUACUCAGCUGACCUAUGAUCAUGCGAGCUACGCUCAAUUUCGACAUACUUCAGCAUGUAGGCAUAUGUGCUUGAGUGAGUGGUUAUUGCUGCAGUGCCUGUCUUCUACACAGAUGAUUAGUAGUACAACACGAUACGAUAUUGUCUUCUGACAUCAGCAACAUGUGGACGCGCCAGUGUAUCGUGACAUGCGUACUGCCCUCUGGGCCAAUGUUCAACGUGCCGCCGAUAGCUGAAGGAAGCAUCAUCCUUGCUAAUGCAGUGCUGUGUGUGUUCCUGAUAGCCCAUUGGUAGCCCGGGCCAUUGGCUGAAUGCACCAGACAACUGUCAGAUUGUGUCUAGAUUGUUUGACUGUUCCAUUGGUCAUUCCGCUAUCCGUUCGAUGAUCGAGCUCUUUUUUUAUGUUCAGUCACCUGUCACGGUUCUCUUUGAAAACUGUGAGUGAAAUCUGUGACUGUGUGUGUGUGUGUAUUGUUUGAGUUUUGAGAGAAAAAACUGUUCUAUUUCAAAUUUUCAUAGAGACUAUUCUGAUUUAUAUCAUCAGCAUCGUCGCCAUUACUCAAGUUUAUGUCCUUCUCAGUGAUGAUAUUGUAACGUUUACAAACGCCUCCUGCAUGCACAAUCAUGUACAAGUACAUCCAUCACAGUGUCUAACGAUAAUCCGUCAUCGAGUGCUGUUUUGUUUGUAAAGUGUUGUGUUGUUGGUGCUCGCAACUUCUAAUAUAUUUCUCCAAUUACCUGUCCCAGUCUCCUGCACCACAGUCCCAACGGCUGGCUCUCAAUCUCACUAUGAUCUCUCUUCUAUCUUACUAGUCUUCUAUCUUACUAGUCUUCUAUCUUACUCUUCUAUCUUACUUCUGUUUCGGUGA